Exophiala aquamarina CBS 119918 is the source of this 1251-nucleotide messenger RNA. RefSeq lists its product as uncharacterized. The coding region runs from base 1 to 1251 and encodes 416 amino acids. The transcript is spliced from 2 exons. The record is from RefSeq and is a predicted model, not a curated record. NCBI's taxonomy places the organism in Eukaryota, Fungi, Ascomycota, Eurotiomycetes, Chaetothyriales, Herpotrichiellaceae.
AUGUCGGCGCAAGACUACUGGGGCGGUGGCCAAGGAGGCCCGAACCAGGGCCCAAACCAGAACCAGAACCAGAAUCCAUAUGGAUAUACUACUGGAGACCAAGGCAGUCAGCACCAGCAGCAAUGGGGGCAGUCCCCGCAACCACCACCAAGCCAUGGAUACGGCGAUCAGGGCUCAGGAUACAACAACCAGGGCUACGACCAGUACAACCAGCAGUCACAGUAUGGCCAGCAGCAGCAAUACGGCCAUCAGCAGGGCUCGCAUGGAAGUCAAUAUCCCGCUGCCGACUACGGCGGUAACAACUACAACAACCAAUUCUCGCCUCCGCAGGACAGCACCUAUGGUCAGCAAGGCCGCUAUGACAGUCAAUCUCAGGGCCAGGGCCAGGGCUAUGGCUAUGGCUAUGGCACCAACGACCCGGCCCAGCAGCAACGCGGAUACUCGCCCAACCCGGCAGCGCAACAGCAUGGAUCGGGGUACGACGGCAACUACAACGCCACCAGCGGCAACCAAUACAGCGACCCCAACCACCAAGCGUAUCCAGGCCAGCCUGGCAUGGGCACCACGAUGGCGAUGACGCCGGACGGCUCCAUGGUCCACGACCCCAACUCGCAGGACCGCGGCCUGAUGGGCGCGCUGGCGGGCGGCGCGAUCGGCGCGUACGGCGGGCACAAGGUCAACCACGGAUUCCUGGGAGCGGUGGGCGGCGCGAUCACGGGCUCACUGGCCGAGGACGCAUUGAAGAAAACCAAGAAGGACAAAAAGUCAAAGAAAACCAAGGCCGGCGCUGGCGCCGGCGGAUACGCGCAUGGCUCGAAGCCAGCGAAGCACGGCUCCCGACGGGGUUCAUCUUCAAGCAGCAGUAGUUCUUCAUCCUCUGAUUCCGACCACAAGAAGAAGCACAAACACAAGGUAGGCGCCACUAGCACCCUCGCUGGCAACUUCAGCGCGAGCUGCACGAGCAUCACGCUCGACCGGGACUUCGACCUGAUCGCGUCGUGUCCGAACGUGCAGGGCCAGUACAAGCUGUCGUCGUUGUCGCUGAAUGGCUGUCUGUCGAACCAGCACGGCGGGUUUGUGUGGGCGCGCGGGGGGAAUUUCGCCGCGAGCGCGAGGAACGUGAGGCUGGUCGAGGGGGGGAAGGUGCUGGAGGCGGAGCUCGGCACCGGCGGUGGCGGCUGGAAAUGGGCGCGCGUGAGGCUGGAUGAGAAGGUCAGUAACGAGGACGGCGAGUUGGUGUUUUUGGGCUGA